AUGCUUCCCAUAUACGCUUUGCAGGGCCACCGCCUUGCUUCGGUGAUCUUCGGUGCCAUCGACAUGUCCCUUUCGCACGAAGUGAAGGUGCAGCUGCAGUCCUUUCUGGAGGAAGCUGCCGACGGAGAGAAAAUGGUUAAAGUGGUUGAAGCCACCUUGGACUUGCUCAGGAAGAACCACCUGCUGUCGACCAUGAAGCUGGAGCCCAAGCUGGUGGGGGUUCACCCCAGUAACCGAGACGGUUACGGGGUGAACCCCCAGGACGUGCUGGACCUUGUGGACAGCAUCAUCGAUGUGGGGUUCGUGAAAGGCCGAGUGCAUGCCGUAGGCGUGGAAGUUGAAAGCCAGCACGUGAGGGACUGGAACUCCAAUCUCUUCGCUUCGGCCAACGGGGGCCUCGGCUCCAUGGAGCCGGAUCUCCUCAAGGUGACCAGCAUCUGCGGCUCUCACACCAACUCGGGCCUUGCGACUUUUCCGCGAUGCCGUGCCACACUCCAACGAGCUCGUGUGUACCGGGGGGCGAUUGAGCAUGGAGAUGCUGAAAACUCGCGUGCCCGAAAUCCUCGAACCGGUCUCCAGGCUUCGGGCCAGACCCCCUCGUUUGCUUCUCUGAAGAAGCAGAUAUUGGCUUCGAAACCGAAGUGCGGGGUAUCCGUCCCUCACAUGUACUCCUACUGCCUGAAGUGCAGCGGGGGCCAAGAGGCCGUACAUCUCAAAGAAACGGAGCUCUUUGUGCGGGCAUGCUGCCCUUCCUCAAGACAGCUGGGGCCGGAUCUCUGGCAGGCUUUGGCCAUGGAGAUCAAGGGGCACAGCUCCGAGGCCGUUGCUUGUUUUUGCAACGGCCUGGUCAAGUCGGCAUAUGUGCGGCAAAACGUCUCUGUGGGGGACUGCCGGAAGCUCGCUGCGAACUUCACGAAGGUGAAAGAAGCAGACGAGGUCAUGUUGGCUGUGCGGGCCAUGCUAACAGAGCAACUCGGGGAGUGGAAGGAUGCCGGCCUGGUGAAGGCCCUUGCAACCAUGGACAUGUGCAUGUGCGGCAUGGUCCUUGGCUUGAAGCAGAAGGGCGAGAAGGACUACACGACCUUGCAGGCCGUGGCCCAUGAUUUCUGCCUUGUGGCCCAGGAGCUCACUGGGAGGACCCUUCCCUUGAAAUGGCAAGGCUUCGCCGAGGCAACAGCAGCACCUGCAGCGGCAAAGGCAUCGUCGUCGAGUGCACCGGUGCUGCUUGAGUUGGAUGAGCAUGGUGCAAUCAAGAAUCCGUUGGGUUUGCUGGAAUCCCGAGGCUAUGCAUUGGGCAGCAAUGUGAGGAGGCGAGCUGACAAGACCACUGGCAAGAUCCAAGAUGUGAAAGGCGGCCUUGUGUACAUCCAGUUGGACUCCGGCGACGUCGCGAAGGAAUCCAUUGACAAGAUUCUGGGCAACGAGUGGGCCGUCUUCACCCCCAAAAGUGAGGCAGAGGUACUGGAAGAUUUGAGCAUCUACAGCCCUUCAACGACUGUUGAGCUCCAGGCCUUCAUGCUCCAGGCAGAGAUCGCGAGGCAGCUUCAGAAACUUUUUGAUGAACAGUCCUCUGGCAUCGACAAGCUUGCCUUGCAAACGAAGCCCCAGAAGCAGCUUCAGGCCUCGCAGGACAUCCCCAAGGGAAAGGUGACAUUGGUGCCAUUGACGAGCAAGACCCUCCACAAGGGCUCCAGCCAAGCGAGCUGGUUCGAGGUGACGACGGACUGGACGAUGGAUGCGAGGAAGUUCUACCUGAGCUCCUCUUGUGUGCUGCCCAAGGAAGAUGAUGACAAGAUCAAGCCUCUCAUAGUCCCCCCGUUUUUCUUCGUGAACUACACAGAGGACGAGGACGAGGCCAACGUGAAGUUGCAGCCCAUGCAAGCAGAAAAGUCUUCCUCCAUCAAGAUCCCCGUCUUCAAAAGCACCAAGAAGAUUGCUGCCGGGGAGGUCGUUUUGUCCUUUAAGGCCAAGGACCUUAAAGCUCCACCCCUCCACCUCUCCCCCAGUGCGGCGAAGCGAUCGUCGUCCGGCGGAGUGGCAGUUGCAGCGAAGAAGAAAGCGAAGAAGUUCGCCAUGGCAGAGGAUCCAACUUUCGAAGUGGAGACUCGCAAGAUCAUCUUUUUCGGCAAGCAUGAGUGGUGCCCCACUCAGAAAAUAGUCGAGGAGCGGACCUUUUUCUCCUUCACGAAGUGGUCUGCACAGCUGACUCGCAUGAUGACCGGCAAGCGACUUCAGCUUGGGGGUGGGCGGGCUGCAGAAAGUGGUUCCUUGAACGUGCCAGUGAUCGGCAAGAUCUUGGAAGCCCGGCAGUCGGCCUGCGACAAAGCCCUUGAGGAAGCUCUGAAAGUCGAGGAUGGGUCGGGCGACGAGGAUGAGAAGCCGAAGAAGAAAGCCAAGAAAACCAUUCGAAGGUCAUCGGCCAAGGACCUCCACCUCCUUCCUGAAAUAGUGGACGUUUCGGUGGCUGAAUUCCAGAUGUCCUUGCUUUCGGAGGGGCUGUCGACUGGAACGAUCUGGAUGGAGCUCCGUCCCGAAAACCUCUCCUGGCUCAAGUCUUGUGUCGACAAGGAAGAGGCAAAGCCUCGUCAGAAGAAGGGGGCUGGGUCCUGUUUUGCCAUGCUGGCUUUCGGCUUUUUGGAUGGCCACCUGCCAACGGCGGAGGAGGCGGAGAGCUUCGAAGCCUGCGGCCUCAUGGAGCCGUUCACGAACAAGGCCAAGGGCAAGUGGUACAACGACAAAGGAGCCGGGAUCAGCUGGUCCGCCACCAUGGGGUGGAAGGUCCUGGGUGCUGGAGGAGAGAUCUUGUGGACCCACCCGGAGAAGCAGCGGGAGGAUGUGCCGACCAGUGGCUGGGUCUACUGGGACGGCACACCCGGUGCGAUCUGUGUGGAAGGCACAUCUUAA
Messenger RNA from Symbiodinium sp. CCMP2592, 2904 nucleotides. Lineage: Eukaryota; Dinophyceae; Suessiales; Symbiodiniaceae. The record is from the annotation of a GenBank genome assembly.